UUUCUAAUAUCUCCCCACCAAGUUCUCCGUGCAACCAGGAAUUCAUGGCUCCUCCGCCUCCACCUUCGGAGACUCCUCGAGCCAGCGGCUUCACCGCUCCCUCCAAUUGCCUCCUCUCCUCCGCCUUCCGCCACUUCCCUUUCUCCCCCCCUCUCCCCCCAUCAAAGCCGUCCGGCCCCGACCACACGGCUCCCGACCGCGCUCCCUACCCUAUCUCGCUGCUCUCCGCCGCCGAGCGCUUCCUCCGUUCGCUCGGCGCCGCCGUCUCCGGCAACCCACUUCUCAAACCCCUCCUCUCCCUCCAUUCCGACCUCCGAAGCUUCGGCCAGGUCCAUUGUGGAAACCAUAGGAAUCAUAACUUAUUGAAGGCCCAUGGCUUUGCGGCGAUCUUACCAGGGGACUCGGUGGCGGGGCUGGUGGUGGCCAACGGCAUCACCAACUUCUUGAACAUAUACAAUACGUUACUGGUGGUCAGGCUGGUGCUGACCUGGUUUCCCAACUCCCCUCCGGCCAUCGUCAGCCCUCUCAGCACUUUAUGUGAUCCUUACCUGAACAUAUUCCGUGGGAUUAUUCCCCCUCUUGGUGGAACAUUGGAUCUGUCACCCAUACUGGCCUUCAUAGUUCUGAAUGCUUUUACAAGCACUGCUGCGGCACUUCCUGCUGAACUUCCAGUCACCACCACAACUCAGCAAAAUACUUUAUCACACCCCAUGACCGCCAAUCUCACAACAACACAGGAAAAAUGGAUGAGAAGGAUAUGCCACAAAAGAUCCAGCAACUCGGAAGAUGUCAAUUAGGCCUUGACGUGCAUGAGCUUGACUUUUUGUUGCAUGAACCUCAUUGAUUUAAGUGGCCUGCAGAAUUGUUGAGGUUGAUGGAGUUUUUCUGUAUCUCAAUGUUAAUUGAUGGUAAUUAAGAGUUACUCUGUAAGUACUUAUAGAUGCUUUGUUAGUUAAGCAUAAUAUAUAAGAUAGCAUUCUUUACUUCCUUUUUGGCUA
Molecule: messenger RNA, 998 nt
Organism: Phoenix dactylifera (date palm)
Lineage: Eukaryota; Viridiplantae; Streptophyta; Magnoliopsida; Arecales; Arecaceae
Gene: YLMG2
Product: YGGT family protein
Biological process (GO): chloroplast fission
Cellular component (GO): membrane
Source: RefSeq, a predicted model, not a curated record